Molecule: messenger RNA, 191 nt
Organism: Cylicostephanus goldi
Lineage: Eukaryota; Metazoa; Nematoda; Chromadorea; Rhabditida; Strongylidae
Source: the annotation of a GenBank genome assembly
AUGGAUGCAUCUACUUUAGAUCACAAAAUGUCGUACCCUGAAUUUGGCCUUCGAAACAAAUAUCUCGAGGAUGUCAACGACGAUUUUCUCUACCAUUUUGGCAUAGGAAUCAAGACUGUUGAUAUACCGAAAGUAUUCGGUGACACAAAAGUAAGAGCUUUGCAGAUUAUUAAGCUUGUUACGGGAUAAAA